GUUUUUAAUUAGCGAAGCACAACAAGGAAAGAGUCGAGGGAAUGAAUUGAAGGAAAACCACCAGUAUUUUCGGGGGGGCAAGGCGAGCGUUUUCCAACGUACAUAAAUCCUUUUGCUUCCUUCGGAAACAGGUAAAAAUGAAAAGAUUCAUAGCAAAGGAUUCAUUAAUGGAGAAUUAAUAGCUUGUAGGCUUGAUUGAGGUUGAGCAGGGUCCAUAACCCAGACAGCAUUAGCCCUAUCUCAAUGGCGCCGGCAAGAUUUCCAUUGAUAUAUCACUUCCAUCUGUUUCAGAGUAUCGCCACGCAGAUGACCUUGGGUGCAAAUACGAGGCAGCUGAUCAUAACGAAUCUACGUACUGGAAAUCAUAUUAGCUUUACCUGCAGGGAUCUAGGGACUCAGUCACAGCUGCAUGAUCCACCGCACUCAUACGACGAGCACACGGACGUCGUCAUGUUUCCUGAGGGUUUUGAGGGCCUCACGUGUUUCAAGACUGUGAGGCAUGUCCUUCACCGCUUGCUCAACGAAGAAGUAGCGCUAGAUAGCGUCAUAUUGCUGGUCACGGCAAGUGAGCAGGAGUUUGAGACGGCCAUGCCACCAGAGGGUACGAUGAAGGUGCUUGAGCUCGGCAAGUUCGAAAAUGGGAUAUGGGCGGUAAUGAGGCGUAGCUCGCCGAUGGGAAUGUCACUAGAAUGUUGUUUAAACUGGAUUUUGAACAACUUGAGGAGAGGUGGUGGAGAAAGGCGAUCAGAAAACUAUGGUACACAUCUGGAUGGAUUCUGA
Phytomonas sp. EM1 is the source of this 780-nucleotide messenger RNA. The record is from the annotation of a GenBank genome assembly. Lineage: Eukaryota; Euglenozoa; Kinetoplastea; Trypanosomatida; Trypanosomatidae.